Nicrophorus vespilloides is the source of this 821-nucleotide messenger RNA. RefSeq names its product zinc finger CCHC-type and RNA-binding motif-containing protein 1-like. Gene Ontology annotation, molecular function: zinc ion binding; RNA binding. The coding region runs from base 134 to 820 and encodes 228 amino acids. The record is from RefSeq and is a predicted model, not a curated record. The transcript is spliced from 6 exons. Gene Ontology annotation, cellular component: U12-type spliceosomal complex. NCBI's taxonomy places the organism in Eukaryota, Metazoa, Arthropoda, Insecta, Coleoptera, Silphidae. Gene Ontology annotation, biological process: mRNA splicing, via spliceosome.
GAAGUUGUAAAUGUACAUGUCUGAGAGUAUAAUAAAUUAUUAAAAAAAUUAAAUAUUCAUAAAAGUAAAUAAACGAACAAUUGUUAUAACAAAAUAAAAGUAAUUUAUUUUAGUAAUUCAAAAAGUAGUAAAGAUGAGUACUGGGUUAGUGCCUAGUAAAAGUACAGUGUAUAUUUCUAAUUUGCCAUUUGAUCUAAAGAACAAUGAUCUGCACAAACUCUUUGAGAAAUAUGGGAGAAUCAUCAAAGUAACUGUCCUAAAGGACAAAACAACCAAGAGGAGUAAAGGUGUUGCUUUCAUAUUCUUCUUAAGCAAGGAUGAUGCCAAAAAAUGUGCAGAUGCUACCAAUAUGCAAGAGAUGUUUGGUAGGACACUUAAAGCCAGUAUAGCCAAAGAUAAUGGAAGGAGUGCUGAGUUUAUCAAGAGAAAGAAUUAUCCAGACAAAUCCAGUUGCUAUGAAUGUGGGGAGGAAGGCCACAUGAGCUACAAGUGUACCAAGAACCUGCUGGGUUCCAGAGAACCACCACCAAAGAAGAUCAAGAAGAAAAAUCAAAACAAAACAAGCACUUCCAAAGAGCCAAAAAAUUUGAAUUACUUUGAUUCAGAUGAUGAAACAUAUUAUAAUAAAACCAACAAAGUCAAUGAGUCUGAGGAGGAAAUUGAAUCAGAUAAUGAAACUUUGAGUGCUGCCAUUGCAUUGGAGCAACAACGCAUCGAAUCUGAACAAAAUAAGAGCAUUUCUGGAUCAAAUGAAAAUUUAACAAGGAAGAAAAUCAAGAAGAGUUCCUAUUUCAGUGAUGAAGAAGAAGAAAUUGAAUAAU